GAGACAGGUGUUUUCCAUGAAUGUAUAACAUUGAACUAAGAUGAUUUUUUCUUCUUCUAAAUGACGUCCAACCUUUAAAUGAAAGAAAAUUGAUACAGCUCUAGUUAAUGAGAUGUUGUCUAAAGCGGUGCUUCAGAAAUCUUUCAAAGUAAAAGGUAUUGAAAACGGAUAUCACAUUUCAUGUGUGGAUGCGAACCGGGCUUGGAUAACUGGAUCAUCUAGAAAUCUUAUAUUAACAGACGAAUUAGGAGAAACGUUAGACUGCCUUACAGACAUAGAUAGCACUAGAGGUAAUCAUUCUGUCACCCAGGGCGGUGAUCUGAUUUAUAUUAACGUGACGAGAACUAUAACAUCAACAAACUUUCUGCACAUGAUAAAACAAAGAUUCCAUUCAUAAAGGCAUCAGAGUCAUGGACCGCUCGGUGUAUUUGCGUAUCUCGCACUUCUGGAGAUCUGCUGGUUGGAAUGUUAAAAAGAGUUCCCGGCCCUGCUGUAGAAAGGGGAGCAAAGAUAGCUCGUUAUAACUCGGAAGGUCAAGAGACCCAAACCAUCCAGUACACAUGGACGGGAAGAAAACUCUUCACAUAUCCUGUGUAUAUAGCAGAAAAUCUUAAUGGAGAUGUCAUGGAGUCGGAUUGGAACCGUGUGGUAGUGACGGAUCGGGAGGGAGAGAUUCGCUUCUGCUACCCAGAUAAUCGACAUGAAGAACUUUCUCCGUGGGGAAUUUGCACAGACUCUCUGUUACAUAUCCUUAUUUGUGAUACGUCCACCUAUACUGUCCGCAUGCUGGAUAAGGUUGGGUAUUUUCUUCAAUAUUUACUGACGACUGAAGAUGGAAUAACUGAGUUUCGAAGUUUGAGUUACGAUUACAAAAUUGAUCUUCUUUGGGUUGGAUCUUUGGACGACAACACUGUGUUUGUGUUUAAAUACAUAGAGAAAGAAAACACACCGCAAGAUGACAAGGAUACAAUCAUGGAGAAGGCAAUUGAAAAGGAUUUCCCGGGGACUAAAUCAGCGAGCACCACAAAGAUAAGUGAAACUGAGGGCGCCACUCAAGUGAGUGAAACUGAAGACCCUACUGAUGAGGUUGAAACUACAGACUCCACCGAGGUUACCAAAACUGGGGACAUCACGGAAAUUACUGACACUAAAGACCCCACCGAUGUGGCUGAAACUAAAUACCCUCCUGAUGUAACCGAAACUGGAAACACCACUGAAGUGAAUGAAACUAAAGACGCAACUGUCUUCGAACCAAUCUAG
Saccostrea cuccullata (small rock oyster) is the source of this 1260-nucleotide messenger RNA. RefSeq lists its product as uncharacterized. The transcript has 2 exons. Lineage: Eukaryota; Metazoa; Mollusca; Bivalvia; Ostreida; Ostreidae. The record is from RefSeq and is a predicted model, not a curated record. The coding region runs from base 466 to 1260 and encodes 264 amino acids.